AUGAUACUCUCACGAUACGUAAUCAUCUCAUGGCUUGCCUCCGUGGCCUUGGCUGCUCCGAACCCUCCAGCACCACCGGCCGAAUGUCAGCCCAAGACCGAAACCGUCGUUCACACCGUCCACGUCCCUACAACAGUCCACGAGACGGUCCACGUCACGGUUCCCGGAGAGAAACAGACGGUUCACGUCACCGUCCCUACCACAGUACACGAAGUCAAGACCGAGAUUAAGAAAGAAACCAAGACCGAAGUGAAGACUGUUCAUGUGACAGUCCCGACGACAGUCAAAGAGACGGUUCACGUUACCGCACCUCCGAAAAUAGUCAAGGAGACGGUCCACGUCACGGCAACAGUGACCAAGGAGCAGACCAAGACGGAGAAGGUCGUCGAGACCAAACCCGUCCACGUCACCGUCACCAAAACCGAGGAGAAGAAGGUAGUCCACACUGUGCCCGUGACGGUGGUCAAGACAGAGAAGGAGGAGGUUGUCAAGACCGUCGUCCGCACAGAGUCCGUCCCGGUGACGAAGACCGAAACGAAGAAGGAGAUCCAGACUGCAGUUUUGACCCGGACGGAGACCAAGAAGGAGACCGAGAAGGUCCCCGUCACUCAGGUCCAGACAUCAACGCUGGUUCACACGGUUGUGGCCACCAAAGUCGAGACGAAGGAGGUCGUUCGGACUCAGACCGUCGCCGUUACCAAAGUCGAGACCAAAAAAGAGGUGCAGACGAUUCCAGUCACUCACUUCCAGACAAAGAUCGAAACUAGGGUUCACACCCAAACUAUCCCCGUUACUCAAACGGAAGUCAGGACAGCUAUCCAGACAGUGGCUCACACCGCGGCUCCCGUCACGCAUGUCGUCACGUCGGAGCGCGUUGUCUCUGUUCCAGUCACUGUUCCCGUCACUCAUACUCAAGAAAAGAUUGUUACGUCCGUUCAGGAACGCCCAGUGACAGUAUCUGUCAGUGUACCUGUUCACGUCACCCACACGCAGGAGAGGGUCAUCACGAGCACUCAGGUGGUGACCUCAAGACAAGAGGUCCCUGUUCAUGUAACCCAGGUUAUUACCAGAGAACUCCCGGUUACUCGAGAAGUGACUAGGGAGCUCCCAGUAACUCGAGAGGUUACUAGAGAACUUCCAGUUACUCGAGAAGUCACCAGGGAGCUUCCAGUCACCAAGGAAAAGAUUGUUACUCAUGUAGUCACCGCCACAGCGGUUCAGACUCUGAGCCAAGUGCAGACUUUCACAAGCAUCUCCAAGGAAACGGUUCAUGUUACCCUACCUCCUCAAGUUGUCAAGGAGACAGUCCACGUGACGCUUCCUCCGAGUGUCGUCAAGGAGACGGUACAUGUCACCCUUCCUCCCCAGACUGUCCGCGAGACAGUUCCUGUUCACGUAACACAGACUGUCCACCAGACAGUCCCAGUUCAUAUCACGCAAACCGUUCCUGUUCAUGUAACGCAGACCGUUCACCAGACCGUUCCCGUUCACGUUACACAGACGGUUCCUGUCCAUGUUACGCAGACUGUCCCUGUUCACGUUACUCAAACAGUCCGUCAGGAGGUCCCCGUCCACGUCACGCAAACAGUCAGCCAUUGCGCUACAACAGUAACCGCCGGAGCAGGCGGUGCGGCAUCCCCACCGGCCGUCCACCCGAUGCCUCCGCCGGCUCAUUCAAGCCCCCCGCCGGCGCAUACCAUGGCCCCGCCACCUCCCGCACACACCAUGGCUCCUCCGCCUCCCGCACAUACUCCUCCGCCGGCAGCACACACCCCAGCGCCUCCUGCUCACGAGAUGCCUCCCGCAGCUCCCCCGGCUCACACACCUCCUCCCGCAGAGGCUAUGCCUCCUCACCCUCCAGCGGAAGCGCCAGCUGCCCCUCCCGCUCAUGAGGCUCCAGUUGCUCCCCCAGCCCAUACAGUACCCCCAGCUCACGCGGCACCACCAGCUGAAGCAGCUCCAGCCCAGCCGCCAGCCGAGAAACCCGCGGAGAAGCCCGCGGAGCCCGCUGCUCCGCCCGCACACACCCUAAAGAUGAGAUUUAUGCCGCGAAAAUACUAA
This is a messenger RNA of Colletotrichum truncatum, 2061 nucleotides long. RefSeq lists its product as uncharacterized. The record is from RefSeq and is a predicted model, not a curated record. NCBI's taxonomy places the organism in Eukaryota, Fungi, Ascomycota, Sordariomycetes, Glomerellales, Glomerellaceae.